This is a messenger RNA of Myripristis murdjan (pinecone soldierfish), 645 nucleotides long. RefSeq names its product microfibril-associated glycoprotein 4-like. The coding region runs from base 18 to 560 and encodes 180 amino acids. The transcript is spliced from 2 exons. Gene Ontology annotation, biological process: elastic fiber assembly. The record is from RefSeq and is a predicted model, not a curated record. Lineage: Eukaryota; Metazoa; Chordata; Actinopteri; Holocentriformes; Holocentridae.
UUAAAGUGUUCUGUGACAUGGACACUGAUGGAGGGAAGUGGACGGUGAUCCAGAGAAGAAUGGACGGCACAGUGAAUUUCUACAGACCUUGGAAGCAGUACAAAGUUGGCUUUGGAAAUAGAUCCGGAGAGUACUGGCUGGGACUGGAGAACAUGCAUCUCCUCACCAAGAAGAGACGCUAUGAGCUGAGGGUGGACAUGGAGGACUUUGGGGGAAACAAAGUGUUUGCCAAGUACUCCUCAUUCUCUGUUGGCUCUGAGGCUGAUGGCUACAAGCUGCACGUUUCAGGCUUCACGAACGGAGGAGCAGGGGACUCUCUGCUGCAUCACAAUAGACACAAGUUCAGUACCUUUGAUAAAGACCAGGACGCAUGGCGCAAUAAUUGUGCAAGUUCUUAUUAUGGAGCCUUUUGGUAUGCUGCUUGCCACUAUGCUAACAUCAAUGGUGUAUAUCUUUGGGGAACAACAUCACACUAUGCAACAGGUGUAAUAUGGCACUCCUGGAAGGGCUAUCAUUACUCCCUGAAAGCUGUGGCAAUGAAGAUAAGGCCAGUUUCUUGAGCAGAUAUGAAUUGUGUUGUCUACCUUCUAGGCUGUCCCAGUCUUAUGUAUCAAAGGUACAACAUAGUCUUGCCAACAAUCGAUA